Dovyalis caffra is the source of this 168-nucleotide messenger RNA. Lineage: Eukaryota; Viridiplantae; Streptophyta; Magnoliopsida; Malpighiales; Salicaceae. The record is from the annotation of a GenBank genome assembly.
AUGCGAAUGGCUAUCGGUUCCCAAGAUGACGAUUUGAGGUUGAGGUAUCAAUUCCGUCGUGAUGAGGAAGCAAGAAAAGCAUAUGAGAGCCGACAUAAAAAAGCUGGCGAACAAACUGAAAGAAAAAAGGAAGGCACCUAUGAUAAGAUGGUGCAGGACAAUAGAUAG